This is a messenger RNA of Oryza sativa Japonica Group (Japanese rice), 1238 nucleotides long. Lineage: Eukaryota; Viridiplantae; Streptophyta; Magnoliopsida; Poales; Poaceae. The record is from RefSeq and is a predicted model, not a curated record.
ACACGGCACACGCCGUUCCGUCCGCCUCGCUUCCUUGCUUGGCUCCUUCCCUCCUUCCUUCCCGCGUACGCCUCCCGCCACAACUUGCCCAUAUCCGAAUCCCCAACCCCGCAAACCAAAACCCUACACCACCACCACCGCCACCACCGCCGCCUCCCUCUCCAACCCCGCCGCCCGCCAUGGCGCCGCCUCGCUUCCCUCCCUCCUCCUCCGCCGCGCGCCUCCCGCCGCGAUCCACACCGCCGGAGCCCAGGCCCAGCCCCCCAGCCGCAGCCGCCGGCGCCGCCGCCCUCGCCCCCGGCUCGCUGGAGGAGGUCCUCCUCCAGGCGGCCUUCGACGGCAACCUCCGCCUCGUCAGGAAGAUGGCGAGGGCGCUGGACGAGGGGGACGGCCGCCGCCUCGGCGACAAGGUGGGGGCCGUGAGGGACGGCAACGGCGUCGGCGCGCUGCACCUCGCCGCCGGCCGGGGGAGCCUGCCCGUUUGCGGGUACCUGCUCGAGGAGCUUCGUGUGGAUAUUGACGCCGUCGAGGACAGAGGUGAAACGGCCUUGACAUUUGCGAUCAAUUCCGGGAAUGCGGACAUGGUGCGGUAUCUUCUUGAUCAUGGAGCUGAUACUGAAAAGCUCAACAACGAUGGACUUACUGUUCUCCAUUUUGCUUCUGGCGAAGUUUUCGGCCGUUUCGUCGAUCCGCGGUAUCUCGAAGACGUUGAUGUGGUCUUAUCAGUGCGAGAGCAAGAAGUUGCCGCACUUUGUGGUGCGCGGAAAGAUGUUGAGACCCUAUUUCCUGUCACUUCUCGUAUUCCGUGUGUGCACGAUUGGACUGUUGAUGGAAUCAUUAAUUAUGCAAAGUCACUGCCUGAUGUGAAGGAUGAAGAGUUUUGCGAAGCUAUGCUUGAUAUGGGAAAAUUUCAAGGCCGUGAAGCAGUCAAGAAUAAAGAUUAUCGUGGUGCCAUGCACAUUUAUACCAAGGCUAUUGCUCUCAAUACUAGAGAUGCAUCUUUGUUCUCAAAUAGGAGCCUUUGUUGGCUGAAAUUGGGUGAGGGGGAGAAGGCUUUGAUAGAUGCUGAAGCUUGCAGGAUGAUGCAACCAAACUGGCCAGAAGCCUGCUACCGUCAAGGAGCUGCUCUAAUGUUACUGAAGGAUUACAAAAAUGCAUGCAGCUCAUUUCUUGAUGGUCUCAAGUUGGAGCCAGAGAAUGGAGGCUUUGCAAUCCUUGAAGAUGUCAGGCAGCGUUGA